AUGAAUGUAGUGCCAAGAGGUAGGUUGGAUGUGUUAAGUGCAGAUGCUGAUCAUGGUAUUUUGAAGGUGGUAGAAUUUUUGCUGGAUAAUAAGGGAAUGCCGUUUAUUAUGUCGAUGGUAAGAAGGUUUCUGUUAGAGACGGGUUGCAGUAAAUUGUUGGAAAGACUAAGUGGGUAUGAACUGCGGGUCAUCGUUGAUAUUCUUUUGGAGAAUUACGUCGCGGGUAAUUGUUCAGCGACUGCUUCUAGCUUCUACGCGGACGCAUUGAGGUUAAUGGCUGCUACAAGACGAAAAAGUGAGGAAUGCAUUUCUGAGAUUUCUGAGGCACGUGAUAAGUUCAGGCAAGUUGAUGGGGAUGUUAGAGCUCUAGAAUUGUUGAAUAAUGUGAUAAAGGAGUGUCGACGGAGUCCCGAGUUUUCAUGGGACGAGGUAACAAUGUUAUUGACGAUAACAGGCGAAUGGUAUGUCAGUUUGGAUUACGAUAAAGUAUCAAUAAUUGAUUUAACAUCGAAGAUUGGGGAGUCUUUUGCGCAGUGGAUGCUUAAACUUGGGGGGCUGGUAAGUAUGUUGGGACUUUCAAAAUGUAUUUUUUUUGUUACAAUGUAAAUGUCUUAAUGUCCCUUGACAGUUGGGUGUCGUAGCGGGGAACAUCACAGGCGGCCUAAGCUCAGGGGGUCCUGUAGUCUGCUACACAGCCGUUUUUAGUGUCGUCACGCAACGCUCCUCCCCACUAACGGCUGCUGAAAACCGAACUGUUAGUGGGGAGGAGCAUUGCGUGACGACACUAAAAACGGCUGUGUAGCAGACUAGGGGUCCUGGUAAUAGUGAACUUAGGCCCGGUUCAAACACCGCUCCACUCAUGUGCCGAACUAAACUGAUGAAUUAAGUAUGACAAAAGAGUGGCGUCUGAAUCAAUUUCAGGCCUAACGCAUCGGGGCCGGGUUCAAAACUGGGGUAAGAUAACCCAGGGUUAGUGCAAAAUUUGGAUUCAGAUAAGAAAGCUUCAAAAAACCUUUCAGUUCAUUAAUUCUUUUUGCAAAUAAUGUGUUAAUUGAAUGCUCUAAAAAUAAUAAAUGAAAAAAUUAUCCCUGGAAAUGCUUUUUAACAAAAGAAAAAGAAUCAGGAUUAAAUUAAAUUUUACCCUGGUUUAGCACUAAUCAGCCUUCAAACAACUGGGUCCAGGAUGGGAGAGGAAAGAAGACGGCAAACUUUUGGGUGCUUUUCACAAAAAUUGAUGUCGCAAAAUUUGUGGUAAUGGUACCUGGGUUUGGUCUUGUAGGGGUAAAUAAAAAACCUGCAUGGACAUAUCCUUCUUUUCUUUUGCAGAAAGGUUUUGAGGACUUUGUCAAGGAACAGCAAAAACCUGGAUGGUUGAACUGA
Messenger RNA from Porites evermanni, 1380 nucleotides. The record is from the annotation of a GenBank genome assembly. NCBI's taxonomy places the organism in Eukaryota, Metazoa, Cnidaria, Anthozoa, Scleractinia, Poritidae.